AUGUCCACUGCUGAUCUUAGUGUGGCAGCCCUUGAGUUAUUACAGAGUUUUUCCAUUGAUGUUAAAGACUUCUCUAAAGCACGAGCGCGCUAUGGAAAAGUGCAAGCAGAGUUGCUUUCAGAAGGAGGGGGAUUAUCAACAACACCAACACCUACACCAACACCAACAACUGUUGCCGAAGAAAAUGGGGAAACGACUAAUGUGGGUUUCUCAUCAGAGAAUGUUCUUCAACAACUUAAUGAAGCUUGGCAAGAGUAUUUCACACUAGCGCAGUCCUAUUUUCGAAAGGUAUCCAGCACCCUUGUAGAUGAAAUGCUGGUAAAAAUGGAAGAAAAAUCCCCUGCUUCCGAGAGAGCUGAGAAAUUAAAUGAACUUUGUGCUUUUGGUGAGAAGUGGUACGUACGAAAUGAGAAAUAUUUUAGUUUUCAAGAUACAGAAAAAUUAGUAUUAAUUGUUCAGGAAGCAUUAGAUUCCUCUAGUCGUGUAAUGCGACUUCUAGGAGUACAACUUGCCCGUAUUUGCACUCCAGAUGUGAUGUUUACACGUCUUUUCUUCUCUCGUGGUGGUAGUGAACUUAUUGGAAUGUGUUUUGAUCGUGAAAAUGCUACUGAAUUGGAGUAUGCACUUAAUAUGUGUUCACGAUUGAUUGAACUUUACGAAAUAGAUCCAAAGGCGUAUCCAAAGUUUCCAUAUGGAUGGAUGUACCGUAUUGGUUCUUUAUUGGAUUUACAAGAUCCAGUUCCAAAUGUUCCUCCUAAACGUAAAAGUCAAGCCAUUCGUAUUGCGAUAAAAUUACUUCGAAAAUUUCCAGCCAUGGCAACAGCGGCAUCUUUGCAUACAAUUCUUCUUCGUUGCUGUAUUCAAAGAGUGGCAACUACAAUGGAUGAAGUACAAAGUAUUUUACGAGUUAUUUUAGAUUUAUUUGAUCGUGUAGAGACACGACAGUACAUACGAUGUAAUGAUUUGGAUGUACUUUACGCACCAUUUCUCUAUUCUACAGAUAAAGGUAGUGAUGAAAAAAUAGCGUUAAUGAAUGGAGCCAAAGAUGUUCUUGCAAUGUUUAUGCGAAAUUGGAUUGGUGUUCUUUGGAUAUCUUCAGAGACGAGAGGAUUAAGAGCUAUUAUUGAUAUUUUACACCUUCCAGGUGAUUUAGACCGUAAAAUGGUAAUAUUAUCAUUAUUUAAUAAAAUUCUUUCUCAAUUAGCUCCUCAUCGUGGAAUGACGUUAAUGGAAAAAUGGAAUGGUAUUGAAAAUCAACGAAAAUCAACUGUAGAAGGAGAACAAAGUAAUCGAGAUAUCUCUACAAGUUUUAUAGGAGGAGAUUUUCAACAAGUACUUGGAGAAAGUACUAAAAAUAUAACUUCUUUUGAUACCAUGCUAGGGGAAUUAAUGGAAGGACAGGAAGAGUUUGUUCCCACAACAAAGGCUAUUGGUUAUCACGUACUAGAUCCACUUUUGGGAAGAGUAUUAUUAAUGCUUUCAUACUAUGGACUUCCAUUAGCUUUACUUUCUCUUAUUCAAGAUAGUUCUACAAGUCGUGUUCUCACUUUGGCGGCUUUUUCACUUUUACAGGAUAUAUCAGUAUUAAUGGAUACAGUUCUUCCAGUAGAUCCAGUGAAAAAAGUACAUACAGCACUUAAUAAAGCCGUUGGACGUCUUGCACAAGAAGGUAGUUUAUCAUUUGCUGGAGGCUUUAUUGCACGUCUCCUUAAACAGUCUAAAGCUGGAAAAGAUAUUAUAAUUUCUGCUACCCCUCCUUCUGAUAGUCUAAUAAAAAGUGAUGGAAUGAGUUCACUAUUAGGUUCAUCAUUAUCAACGUAUGAUUUAGGAUCUUUAGAAGUGGAUGAAACAGCAUUUGCACAACUAUUAUCAGAAACAAAUGUAGAACGAGCAAGUGGAUUUACUGGUUGGAAUUAUGAUUUACUACUUCUCUUAGUUCAAGGACCACUUCGAAGUAUACCUCGUUUUAGAUGGGUAAUGAACCAUACAAAUUUCUUUCAUAAAUUAAUCCUCUUUUAUUUACCUUCAUUGGAUUCACAAGUACGAAACUUUGUAUCAUUACGACCUGAGGAAUGUACCCCACAGGUUUCAGUCUUUGGAUUAGCUUUAAUGGAUUUAUUCUUAUCAUCAUGUCAAGGGGUGCAAAUACUUGAUAAAUAUAAUUUUAUUACUUCUCUUGUCAAUUGUCUUCAGGAAGUAAUUGAUGGAAAACCAUUAGUGUUAAACCGUCAACGUCUUGAUUCUCGUGUAGGAGAAACAAUACUUCGUAUGAUAGGUCGUUGUUCUUUUUAUGCAAAUGGACUUAUGACGAUGAAGGAACAUAAUAUGUUUUCUAUUAUCAAUAAUAUUUUUACUCAACUCUCUGGUGAACGAAUUACUACAUCUUCAGGAAACGAUACAUUACAAGAUGUUUGUCUUUAUUUAUUACAAUAUCUUUACAUUGGAGCUGUACCUAAUUAUGGUGUUUGUGAUGAAAUUAGACAAGCCUGUCGUUUAGCUCUUUGUAAUGAAUCUAAUUCCAUACGAUUAUGUGCAGCUACACAACUUCGUAAGGCAUUAUGGCGUGAUCUUUCUACUUCUAUGCGUUGGGGUAUAGAAACAUUGGUUCAAGCAUUACAUGAUGAUUAUUAUAAUGUUGUUGAAACUGCUUUUAAACUUUUACUUAGUAUUUGCCUAUGUUCAGAUGAGGCAUUAGAUUAUUUAAUAUCACUUUCACCUACGGUAUUAAUGGAGAGUGAUGUUAUCCGAGAGCAUGCCCAACAACUUAGUCUUAAUAUGUUAUUAUAUUGUAUAGUGGGAAGACCUUCUGGUUUUCGUUUUCUACAGUGUUAUGGUUGGGUAGAAGAAGAAUUACGCCGUUGGGAGGAAACAGAAUCAGCCCAUCACGUUUUUCUUAUUGAACGCAUGCAGUCUGGUGAGCCUGUUGAGAAUGCUGUGGAUUUCCGUGAAGGAAUGAGUGGACGUUGGCGACAACAACAACAACAUAAUCGUACCUUAUCGGAUCCUCUCACUUCUCUUUACCGUCCAGCUGUAAUAUCGCCCUCUGCGAGCACAACAAAAAUGGCUUCCUCUGGAAACGCCUCUGGAUUUUUUCCAAAUCACUUUGCGGCGGUGUUGUGUAAAUCCAAUGAGGGUUGUACAUUAUUUAAACAUAGUAAUCUCUGGCAGCGCUCCGUUAAGCGAAUAAUGGAUCAAUCCCUCCCACCGGAUAUUGUCUACGAUGAUGGAAAUGAUGCCCGCAGUGAGAGUAGUGAAGAGGAUGCCGAUAUGGCCGAGCGGGCACUGGGCGAGGAGGAUCCAUCCGUCUGGGGCCGACUCGCCGCGAAGGCGGAGACCACCGCAGCCACACGGCGAGCGGAGGUCCAUCAACUCCACUUGUUGAGAGACGGGCAUUUGCCCUCCUCGCAGUUCGCCGAGUUACUCUCCGCCUCACGCGGAUAUAAAGCCGCAGCCCAGUCGUAUCUGCUGGAAUGUGUGGGAGAUAUUACGGAACUAAAAGAUGCGAUUCUCUGUGUGUGUCAUGCCGCCUCAAGUGAUACGGGAUUUGCACUUGUGCGUACAGUGCCGGGAUUACAAAAACGUCUCAUUGCCCUCACACGAUUUGCAGCCAUUGUAACUGUACGUAGUGUUUGUUUUGUAGGUACGUGUAUAUUGGCACGAUCGAAACGAUCGGAAGAGUUAUUAUCCUCCAUGUCUUUUUACGUUUUGAAUGAGAAAAAUGCCUACACAAGUGCCGAUGGGGUUCCCUAUUCCGUCGCCUUUGCAUAUGUGGACCCCUCCAAAUGGACCUCUAUUGGUCGACGUACAAAUCAUACCAAAAUGUCCUCUCACUUCGCCCAUGUACAGGACAAUCCUAAUAACAAUAAUAAUAAUAAUAAUAAUCAUAAUAAUAAUAGUAAUAGUGGUACAACAGAUGGGAGUUUCUCUGCAGUGUUGGAGCGGGUGAGUAAUGAGACGGCAGUGAAUCCACAAUCCCGGCGUAUUUGGGAUCAAGUCUCCGCUCUCUGUAAUCCAGUCAGUCGCGAGGGGGCGAAGAAGCGACUGUACUCGCUGAUGAAACAUCAACCACAAGUGUUUGUGGAACCGAUGAUGCGCAGAAUGUUAAUGGACGCAGCCCAAACAUUUCGUAUGCGGCACACGGAGCGGAAGUUCAUUGCAGAUCUUUUAGAGAAUGCCCCACUCACUAAAGUGAAUACAGCAGGACGUCGCGCGACAAUUGUGUCGUUUCUUUCACGCUAG
This is a messenger RNA of Trypanosoma theileri, 4239 nucleotides long. RefSeq lists its product as uncharacterized. Gene Ontology annotation, cellular component: TORC2 complex. Gene Ontology annotation, biological process: TORC2 signaling. Bases 1 to 4239 code for a protein of 1412 amino acids. NCBI's taxonomy places the organism in Eukaryota, Euglenozoa, Kinetoplastea, Trypanosomatida, Trypanosomatidae. The record is from RefSeq and is a predicted model, not a curated record. The transcript has a single exon.